Molecule: messenger RNA, 6712 nt
Organism: Phascolarctos cinereus (koala)
Lineage: Eukaryota; Metazoa; Chordata; Mammalia; Diprotodontia; Phascolarctidae
Product: nuclear transport factor 2-like
Biological process (GO): nucleocytoplasmic transport
Source: RefSeq, a predicted model, not a curated record
CCUCGUUGCAUUCUGGAAAUUUUUCGCGCCCCCGUCCAGAAACAAGCAUAGGAUUCAGGCAGCAGCUGUCAAAGCUGCUUUCUCUGCUACGGCUCUUGGUCCAGGAGUCCCAAGACCACCAGGGCAGCGCCACCUACCGGCCACCCGGCGCCCGGGAGGGGGAUACUACCCAAUAAGGUCUUGCCGCUACUCCGGCACGAUUUUCUUUUUUAGCUUCCCCCGCUCUUCCGCUCCAGUGAGGCAGGCAUUGAAUGAAAAAUGGCUGAAAGUCCUACGUGGGAGCAAGUUGGAGCAAGUUUUGUGCAUCUGUAUUACCGCCACUUUGAUGCUGACAGGGUACAACUAAGUGCUCUAUAUACAGAAGCUUCUUGUUUGUCAUGGGAAGGAGAACAGUUCCAAGGAAAAUCAGCAAUCAUGGAGAAGAUGCUGAAUCUUCCAUUCCAAAAAAUCCAGCACAGUAUCACAUCUCAAGAUCACCAGCCAGCUCCAGAUAACUGUAUCCUUAGUAUGGUUGUGGGUCAGUUAAAGGUAGAUGAAGAGCCUGUGAUGGGAUUCCACCAACUGUUUAUUCUGAAGAAUAUGAAUGACAAAUGGAUUUGCACUAACGAUAUUUUUAGACUGGCUUUGUACAACUUUGCUUGAGUAUUUUGUAUUCUUUCUACUCUCAUACUUUCCCUACCCUGUUGUUCUUGGCUUGGUUCAACUUAUGAUAAAGAGGCAACAUUGGAUUUUUCUUUUAGUUUUGCACUGCUAUGUGUUGAUAAAUAAAAGAAUGUGGGUGGCUGUAUAAAAUAAUCAAAGGGCAACUUCAGGGAAAGGAUGGAGAGUCCUGCAUCCAAAUUUCAGGAUACUGGGAAAUUGACUCAAAUAGGAGAAGCACCAAGGUACUAUCUUGGGAGAACAAAUGCAAGCAAAAUGUACCUUUUAGAGAAAGGGCCCUGUUUAGGGGACCACAUUUUUACUUGUUGGAACUGAGGGAAAAGAUUUUUUUCAUUCGCAUGAUUUAAUAAUAAUAAUGAUAGAUACUUCUCAUUUUAAAGAAACUCUGGAUUGGAAAACCCAGUUCACUUCCUUGAUGCUCCUGCUUUGUGUUCAGCCAAAAAUUAGUUAGCAAUGCAGUUAAUUCUAGGCAAGUUAUUUUUGUAGCUGUACUCAGAACAUCUGUGGGAUGGUGGCUGACACAAAGUAGACUUUUGCGUGUCAGAUAUUAGAAUAUGGGAAAUUGCUUUUUCACACAGAUUUAUAAUGUUUGUGUUACUGUUCCAUCGGGCUGAAUCCUGUUAUCCUUAUGUUCUUAAAUGUGUGAAGCUACCAAUUUCAAUAUAUAACUUCAAUGAACCAAUGAACCAGAAAAUUCUGGAUGUUAAGAAUGAUGAAAUGCUAAUUUUUUGAACAUCAUAAACAAAAGUAAAAAUUUUUUUACCUAAAGUCUACUAUACUACAUGGGUAAAAACUAGUGGCCAAGACACAUGGGUUUAUUUUUAACUUUAGAGAGAUGGCAACCUCUCUGAGCUUGGUUAUGUCAUAUUGGUUAGAAUAAUUACCAAGUAUUCAAUAAAUUAGGAGCACACCAUGCUCCUGUACACCAACAGAAGGCAUGAAGAGCCAGACUCUUUUGCUUUUUUCAUUCUGGUUUAUGAAUUUUCUAUUAUGUUUAACAUACUUUAAAAGAAAAUUCUACACAUCAAUUUUGAUAUGUGAAAAUUAACACAAGAUAACUGAUUCACACUGAGAAAAGAAUAAAGGAGCACAUUCUAUGUUUGAUUCCAAUAGAUAGAUCAUGGUGUCAAAACUGGAAGAGAAUUUAAAGUCUAGCAUACCCUAUUCCUUCAUUUUAUAGAUAAGUCACAGGCUCAGAAAAAUUGUGAGGUGCCUCAUUAUUGGCAGAGCUAGAAUGCGUGCACAUAUCUCCUGAGCCUGUAAUCUUUCCAUUCUCACCCUCUUCAUCUCCACCCCCACCGCCAGAUGUCUUUCAUUGUUCACAGAUGCCUAUGGCAUCUUUCCAGUUGCACCUAUACCUGAAGAAGGAUCCCCUCCACAGAUCUCUGACAAAUGGUCAUCCAAGCACUAGUUGAAGACCCUUAAAGGGAACAUUCUACAGAUGCUCAUUCUACUGUUGAAUCUCUCUGAUUGUGAGGAACUUUUUCCUUACAUUAAAUCUAAAUCUGUCCUUUGCCAUUUCCAUCUGUUGCUCCUAGUUUUGAACUCUGGAGCCCAGCUGAAGUUGAAUCAUUCCUAUGUGUGAUGAUCGUUCAAAUACUUAAAGACAAGUAUGGUGUUCUCCCCUCUCACCAUUCUCUUAUCCCUCUCUGAUUGUCCAGAUUGUCUAGCCUUCUAAAAUACGGGGUCCAGAACAAUAUGCUACUCUGAAUGUAAUUUAACUAAAGCAAAAUUUUAAGAGCUUGCCAUCUCCCUUGUUCUGGGUACUGUGCUUCUUCUCAGAGUAUCCUAUGGAUAGCAUUCAUUUUUUUUUUGCCUUCCAUAUUCACACUGUUGACUUGAAUUGAGUUUGCAAUCCACUAAAACUCCUACAUCUGUUUCACAUGGGUUGUUUUCUAGCCAUGGCUCCCCCUAUUUUAAAUAUUUAUGAAGCUGAUUUUUAACCCAUUUAAAGCUAGAUUUAUUUCAAUUUUAUCUUAGUACAUUUGCCACUCUCUCCCUACCCCUUGCCAUUCAAACCACUGAAAUAUUUCUGGUCCUUUAUUCCCAUUUGACAUGCCAGUUAUGCUUCAUAGAUUUAAGUCAUUUCCAAAUUUCAUAAGCAUGACAUUUGUGCCUGUAUGCAAUUCUUUGAGGAAAAUGUUGAGUGGAAUUGGGCUAAGGACAAAUUAUUGAGGCACUCCAUUAUAUACCUACCUCUAGUUGACAUUAAGCUAUUAAUGAGUAUUCUCUGAGAAUGACCAUUCAUCAAGUUCCAGAUCCAUCUAACUAUGUUGUUAUUGUCUGAUGUCUUUUCAUCUGGAAGAAAGUGACCUGCUGGAGGAUAGGAAUUUUUUGUGGUUGUUGUUCUUUGUAUUGCCAGUACCUAGCACAAUGCUUUAUUUAUGGUAGGUACUAACUACGUGAUUAUUGAAUUAAAUCUUGUAUAUAUCUUCAAAGAUCUUUAUCUGUUGACAAACUAUGUAUAUAACAUCCCUCUGACCUAUCAAUAGAAUGACCCAGUUGCAAAGAAAAGAUUUCAUCUUCAUAAAGUCUUGCCGACUCUUAGUGAUCACCACUUCCCUUUCUGGAUAUUCACAUCCUUUUCAUAAAAGGUUCCACAAAUUUGUCAGGAGUCACAGUCAAGUUCCUUGGCUUAUAUAUUGCUUUCAUUUUCUUCUGUCUUUUGAAAAUCAGGAUAUUUGUCAUAGGGUCAUCUAUUUAAAGCCUAGAUUGGAACUUAUGUCUUCCAGACUCCAAGUUCAGUCCACUAUCCAUUAGACCACACUGCUCAUUCUCCAGUCUAAUGACCCACCAAUCAAAUCUACCAGUUCUUUCAGUAUUCUGGGAUGUGUUGAUUAAGACUUGCUGAUAACUUUAUCAAGGGCAGCUGGUAUAUUCUUACUGUCUACCUACUUUGGAAUUCAGUUCCCUUUAGACAAUAUUAUGCCCUGUUCAGUCCAAAUAUUAUCUCCUGGUAGAGGAAACAAAAGAUAAAUAAGAACUGAGCAAUCCAGUCUUCUUGCCAUUAUCCAUUAUCAUCAUCCAUCUACCCCCAAAUAGUGGUUUUCCUCCCUACCUCCAACAUGGGCAGCUAGGUAAUACAGUAGACAGAAUGCUGGGCCUGAACAAAAAGAAUUAAGUUAGAUUACAGCCUCAGAUCACUGCCUAAGUUGUAUGACCCUAAGUAAGUCACCUAACCUCUGUCUGCCUCAGUUUAUUUCAUUCUAAAAUGGGAAUGAUAAUAAUAGCACCUACCUUACAGGGCUGAUGCCAGGAUCAAAUGAGGUAAUAUUUGUAAAGCACUUAGCACAGGCUGGGUACUUUGUACAUACUUAUUAAGUAGGUAUUUCCUUCACUUUUCCUUCUCAUGGCUUUAAAAGCUCUUUAUCUUUCCUUAACCUUCUUGACUGGUUUCAGAUCAUUUUAGGCAUUGGGCACCUGAUUUCUUAUAGACUAAUAUUCUUUUGCACUGAACUUGGAUUACCUGCCCAUCUUUUUUUGUUGCUUAAAAAAAAACAAAAACAAAUCCAAAGUCCAUCAGUGAGUUCCUUGUGUGUCUACAAUGAUCCUUUUUGGAAAGUUCCCCUUAGGGGUUGUCAUAUUUGACAAGAUUUGGGAGGCUUUCCAUCUUGCCCCAGAUACAUGCCCUAGGAAGAUGGCACACCUUUCUAUUUUUUAUGUCUCACUGUCAAACACCCCCCUCACUAUUCCUCAAUAAAUUGGCACUUCUUCCUCUGGCCAUUAUCAGGUGACCUUGCUGGAUGUAAGGAUCCCCAUAAUUUUUCCAAGCACAGGAAACUACUUCCUUUUGAGAUAGACCAGCUCUCUUUUAGAAGAAGAACAGCAUAAACUAUUACUUAACUCAGAGUAUUGAAAGAUUUUCCCUUCUACCUUUAAUUGGCAGUUAGUACAUUUCUGGUACGUCCUAAUGCAAACAGAACCUGUUCCAUAAGCACAAUCCAACUUAGAUCUGAUUAUCCACCUUCUUUCUCUUUCCUUGUGACUUAGUGAAUGGGAAGAAAUUUCAAGACUUAAUCAUACCAAAUCAGCCUGUGGAGAUACCUAUUGGUUUUUGUACACAUGCAUUGUGAUUGUAAUAUGCCUUUUAUGCAGUAAGCAAAAAGGAAUCUUACUACUUUAUACUCAUUAUAAUAAUCAUCCUAUACAUUUAUCUCAUAAAAAUAUUCAAAAUCAUAAUUUUAGAGCUGGAAUGCAUUGUAUAAAACUGACUGCAUAUUUCUAAUAUGUGCUGAAUUUAACAAGCUGGAGUCUUGUGAACUAAUUCAAUGGAAAUAUGUUCUCUAUAUCUGUCUUCUGAUUGGUUGGAUAAGAAUUAGUCAAGUCUUCAGCAAGCACCUGUUCUUUUUGCUUGGUUGUCAAAAUCUGCAUGUGUUAAGUUAAACAAAUUAAUAACCUGCAUCUUAGCAAAACCUCUCUUACAAAUCUGCUGAUACAGCCCUUUAUGGUUAAGGGAAUUGAGACAAUGAGAUGAGCUAUUCUAUAGAACGAGAAAAGGCCAUACAUAGGUAGUAUACAUGGCUUCCUGUCUUCUCCACCCCUCUACCUCUAAGAGUGGAAGUUAAAGUUAACUUGGAUUCUUAUUUGCAAGGUUGACCUGGUAACUGUUGUCACCUUUGUAAGCUCCAGAGGGACAGGGACCACAUCUAAUCUAAACUUUGUAUCUUUCCUAGCACUUGACAGUGCUGUGCACUAUAAUAAGGGCUUAAUAUUUGUUGAAUGAAUCACUGGGGGAAAAAAGUGAAUAUUUGGGGGAAUGUGCUCACUAAUAGUUCUUAGAAAUGUCUAUUUCUAGGGUGGGGGGAGAGGGUUGAAGAUUUUCCUAACAGUUAUCAAGGAUUGUGCAUCAAAGACUUGGAUAUGACAAUUUGUUUAUUAAAACAAUUCAUUCUGAUAAACCCACAAAAUCAUCUCCAUUUUUGUAUAUGUUUAAUACUAAGAGAAAUACCCCUUUGUGGUAAUAAAAAUAUCAAUGGCAUUGACUUUUCAAGGCAUAUGGAAGACCUGUUUAAAGACAAUAUCAAAAUGAUUUUGACAGAAGAAAAGGAAGAAUUGAACAAAUAAAGGAAUAUCCGCUGCUUGGUGUUGGGUUGAGCAAAGUUAAAAUGUUAACACUACCAAACUAGCUUACAGAUUUAUGGCAAUACCAUUCAAAAUGCUAAUGGGUUGUUUCACAAAACUAACAGUUUAAAAAUUCAUAUGGAAUUAGGUAAGAAUAUUUUAAAAUAUAUGGGAAAGAAAACUGAUGAAAAUGAAAUAUUUAUUGUUUAGAUCAUGAAAUGUUUUAAAAAGCAAUAAUUAUAAAAACUUUGGCACUGGAAAAAGAGUGGACAAAUAGGUGAACAGAGAACCUAGGAAUAGAACCCAAUGUAUAUAGAAGGUUAUUAUUUGAUAAGCUCAUACAUGAAGAAGCAUUAAGGAAUGGAAUAACUAUUUAAUAAAAACUGCUGGGAAAAUUGAGUAGCUGUAGGGCAAAAAAUGGGUUUGGACCUAAACCUCAAAGCAUAUUUGGCAAUAAACUCAAAAAGAUGAGUGAUCUUGAUGCAGUCUGGGUAGAAUGGGUCCCUUUUCCCUUCAGUGAGGAGAUGGGGCAUAGAAAUAUAAUGAUAAUAAUAAUAAAAUUUAUAUACGGCUUAUUAUGUGCCAGGCACUGUGCUAAGUGCUUUAUAAUUAUUAUCUCAUUUUGUCCUCACAAUAAUUUUUUAAGAAAGAAAAUUUAGCAAGACCUGUGUUGUUCUCAUCAAACCUAUUCAUGGUUGGCAUAUUCAAGGUGCCUGGGGUGUGCUUAUCUUAGAAUGGUGCAUUUUUAAGAGGUUCCAUCUCUUUGUACUCUAAAGUACUAAAAUACUUAUUCAACCAAUUUCCCUGAAUCAGCCUGCAGUCCUGUAAUAGAUUGGUUUCCUGGAACUCAAAUGUGUCACUUUUAACUUUCAGGACUAGAAUUUUUUUUGAGGGCCCAAGUAACAAUGAGGCACACAGUGGUCCAUAUCUUGUUUUUAUAUUUAUAACAGAUAAGUUUAUCCAUCAUCAAUAAAACCCUUAGUUAAAUCAA